Molecule: messenger RNA, 1083 nt
Organism: Cryptococcus wingfieldii CBS 7118
Lineage: Eukaryota; Fungi; Basidiomycota; Tremellomycetes; Tremellales; Cryptococcaceae
Product: DNA excision repair protein ERCC-1
Exons: 5
Coding region: 1-1083 (360 amino acids)
Biological process (GO): nucleotide-excision repair; meiotic mismatch repair; mitotic recombination
Cellular component (GO): ERCC4-ERCC1 complex; nucleus; nucleotide-excision repair factor 1 complex
Molecular function (GO): single-stranded DNA binding; damaged DNA binding
Source: RefSeq, a predicted model, not a curated record
AUGAGCAAUCCUGGGCAGCCCACGGGCGACUCUGCAAUGGGCCCUCCCGCUUUCCAAAGCGCUACCUCCUUCCUCAAAUCCACCGAAACACUCGCGGGUCCGGGUGCAGCCUCUUUCCGGAACGCUUCUGGUGGUCAGCCGCAAGUCAUAGACUCGGAAGACUCGAGCAGCGAUACACAGCCCCAGUGUGGCCCCAGUGCGCCGCCAGUUCAGCCCCAGGCGGGAUCCUCUCGGCCUAUCAACAGACCCGCUUCCAGUAAAAGCAGUAUCGUCUACAAUUCUGUCCAACGGCGCAACCCUGUGCUUGGUGCUAUAAGAAGCGUGGGUAUCGAGAUUGGCGAUAUUCCAGCAGACUAUCAAGUUGGUGCGCACAACGGUGUCCUCUUUCUCAGGCAAUGUAGUCUCAAAUACCACCGGCUCCAUCCCGAGUAUAUCCAUCAGCGGAUCGAAAAGAUGAAAAACAUGUACAAUCUGCGUAUUAUCCUCGUGCUCUGCGAUGUGAACGAACAUCAACAAUCUCUUCGAGAGCUCAGCAAGAUCGCCAUCAUUAACGACUUUACGGUCUUUGUCGCUUGGUCUAACGAAGAAAUCGCCCAGUAUCUGGUCACGUUCAAGCAAUUUGAGCACAAGUCUGCCGACAUGUUGAAGGAACGGGUACAGCAGACGUACCACGACCAGCUCCAGCAUGUAUUGACGAGCGGGAAAAAGGUCAACAAGACGGAUGCGGAUAAUUUGGCUGCCGAGUUUGGGUCUUUGGACAACAUGUCGCGCAAGUCGGCAAAGGCAUUGUCCAACGUCAAGGGUCUAGGUGCCACCAAGGUCACAUCGCUUGUAGACGCUUUCAACAAGCCCUUCCUGGUCGGGGGUCUCAAACGACCAGAGAAGACCACCAGCCCAAGACGGCAGCAAGGCAGGGAAGAGAGUAUCUAUGUGGGCAGCAGCCCUGAUCCAUCGGUGGCUCAGGACGGGGUGAAUGGGGCAGAUGGGGAGAUGGAUGAAGCCGUGGUAUGGCGCGACCCCCUGGAUGAUGAUGACGAGGAGGAGGCGCCGUCACCAAAGAGGACCAGAGUGGAUGAUGUGUAG